Molecule: messenger RNA, 3666 nt
Organism: Syngnathus acus (greater pipefish)
Lineage: Eukaryota; Metazoa; Chordata; Actinopteri; Syngnathiformes; Syngnathidae
Gene: rnf169
Product: ring finger protein 169
Exons: 6
Coding region: 992-2614 (540 amino acids)
Source: RefSeq, a predicted model, not a curated record
AUUUAGGACGUUGUGUAGUCGUUAGAGUAGGCCUCUUUGGCGUGGCGGAGAUGUUGGCCGGGAUACUUUGGCCAUCGCUGUUGCUCCUGCCAGACGAGCGAGAUUGGGCGCCACGAUGGAAAGAGACGUUUGAAACCAUGUCGGUUGUUGACGCGUGUAAUGAUGAUGAUGAUGAUGAUAGCAGCUAUUUUUAGAAGGCUGAAAAUGCAGCAGUGCUUAUCAAUGUGAUUCUUUUGUCGUCUGCUUUUUCCCACUCCAAUGACUGGGGGGGAUCAAAACAUAUUAGGUGAGGGCAACGUUCUAAAAAGAGGAGAUGAAUGCCAGGUAACAAGUGAAAUGUUGCGCUCGCUCGUACUUUAUUUCUUUUAAUAUCUAUUCCCUUCAUUUGCUGAUUUAUUCCUUUUUGUUAGUCACACGAGCCAUUCUUCAACUAUACGCUGAAAUACGUUUCUGCUCAGUCAGGCACGAGGAUAAAAUAGUUCUUUGAAAAUGACAUCACAGUCAUGCAUCAAUGACGUCUCGGCUCAGCUAUUUUGGAGGUGCGGCGAUGUGACGCUUACAAGCUGAGCCCAAGGCACUCUGCUGUCAUUUUCAAGCGACGCAAAAUGGCAACCGCCGACCGAGAUGGGUGGAAAAAGUGCCAGCUAUUAUCAGCCACAAAUGUAAUAUGAAUCCGAUGGCUCUCUAGAGCCUUGUCAACAAAAAACGUGUCUUGACAAGAGGGUACCAUUAGUCGUAUGUUUGAUUUUUUUUCAACCAAACUUUAUUGAAAAGCUAACUUUGACAAGAAAAAAAGCAUUGAAAACGCGACACAAAGAGCAGCCAGAGUGAUUUGAAAUAAAAGAUUGAAAUCAAGACGAGCGUGGAGGAGUUUGAAGAGCGCGCGCGCACACAGACAAAAGCUCACGCACACGCGUAUUUUCGAGACUUAGUGGAAGGAAGGGCGGGGUUUGUUUUGAACUCGAACGCUCAGCAGCAGUCACUGGGGAAGAUGGCGGCCGCGGUGACUGGCCGACGCUCCGGAAAGGCGGCGGCGGCGGCGGCGCACACGGCGGCGGAUCCGGCGGCGGCCCGGACAUCUCCUGUACUCGGAACCGCGUCGGCAAUCCACCGCAGCAGCGAGCCCAGUCGCCGCUCAUGCUCGGCCCGGUGGCGCCGGAGCACAGAGGCCGAGCGGAAAGGCGGCGGGCCGGCCGGCAGGGUCGCGGCGGCGGCGGCGGCGGACGCCCGCGCGCGGCCAUCAGACGUGUUUGUGUGUCCGAGCGCCGUGCACAAGUCAACAGAGGGCUCGUCUUCAGGUCCCAACCCGACGCGCAAGAUGGAGCUGUCCAUGUGCGAGGAGCGGGAAGACGUGAGGAGGCGCGGCCUCCGCAAGGACGAAAGCGGCUCGCCCCAGCGCGGCCAAGAUUCGGGACUGCUCUUGUCCACGUUGCAGGGCGUCCUGUCUGACUCGGAGAACGAGGAGCCCGUGUCCAUGCGCAUCAGGAGGUUCUCGGCCUUUGUGAGAAGGAGCCGGACUUUGUCGGGCGUCGCCAGUGGUGUGCAGAGAAGUCGCAGCUGCACGGAAGCCGGCGACAACGUGCGGGGGAGAACCAAGGGGGACGCCGACGUGGUUCGGCUCUCUCGCCCCCAAGUGCCAUCGGAGUCCGCUCAAGACCUGGCCUCCUGCCGCGAAUGUCAGGCGGGGGCGGCUCACAGCUUCACGGCCGGAAUCCUCCUGUCGUCAGAGAACAGUCGGUCGGCCUCGGCGCCCGUCGGCGGCCCCGACCGGCGGCUGGCCCGGCGCGGCGGCGUGGCCGCGCCGCCGGCGGCCGCGCCACCUGAGCGCUCGGUCAGCCCCGAGAGCAACGACAGCAUCUCCGAAGAGCUCAACCAUUUUAAGCCCAUCGUGUGCUCGCCCUGCACGCCGCCCAAACGGCUGGCGGACGGGCGCCUGCUGGAGCCCGCCGUGGUCAAGUCCACGCCCCGGAACCUGACGUGGCGCCUGCACAAGCCCACCAGCUACGAGGCCAGCCCCGCCGUGCUGCAGCGCUGGCGGCAGAUCGAGCUGGACCGCCAGAGCUUUAAGGUGAACUCCAAGGGGACGCUGACCAGCCCCGUCACGGACAUGCUGGAGGCCGGCGGCGCCGUGCCGCCGCCUUCCAACAACAAGCGGAAGCUGCUCUUUGAUCCUCCCGGCCCGGAUGGCCGCUCCCUCAAGAUCCGCGUGCCCGCCGUCCGCUACUGUGGCGACUUUCCCUCGCGCGGCAGCGAUGCUGAAAUGGAGUCGGGGGCCGGCGUCGGCGCCUUGUUUGGACGCAGACAUUCCUUCUCCCCGUACGCCCGCGGCUCAAGCUUCCAGUCGUGCAAGCUGGCGGCAAAGGGCUCGUUGAGCCCCCGCAAGGAAACGGCUGCCUCCAAGCGAAGCAGGACGACCAAACACCAGGACGCCGACGCUGCCCCCCGAGUCUGCCAGGAGAGGAAGGACCGGGCUUUCGCCCUCAAGCUGCAAAGACAGUUUGAGAGGGAGCGCGCCCCCACGGGGGACAAGUAUUUCCUCCGCUCCUGGAUGGCCAAUCACAGCCGCAGGAGGCUCGGCCUGCGACGCUCGCGCCGUAUCAACCAGCAGCGUUAGCUGACGCCGUGAUGUACUUUGAGGGCGCCGCUGUCGCGGCAAAAAACAAAACAAAACAAAAAACAGUUUUUGUCAAUGAAGAAUGUACAGCGAUCAGGAUGGGGCCGAGGAGGAUUCGAGCAGCUAUGCGACAAUAGUGCAGUAUUUCAAACUUCCUCGACACCAAAUAUUUUAGUUGUGAUUCAUGGAAAUACAUUUAGUGGAACCCCAAAAUUUGAACUUCGCGUAAACUCAUUUACUAAGGUGAAGCGAGCCAAUGAUUUCAUUCAUUCAUUCAUCAUCUUAUCCUCACCAGGUUGGCCCCGAAGCGGUCGCCAGCCAAUGGCGGGGCACACGUCGACAAAUGGCCAUACACGCCCCUACUCGCGCCUAUGCUCAUUCGACGACUGCGCCCACGCCGAAGCGCAAUUUAUAAAUAAGGUUUACUUCACCUGAAGAAAUGUCCUUGCAUGAAGUGAAAAGUUUCAGGUUGCGCUGUAAUUGUUGUUGCUUUUUCUUUCAUGAAUCAAAAUGAAAAUGUUAGAUGGGGUGGAGCACCCACCCCACCCCCCACCACACACACACACACAUUCAUUCAUUUGAUGUUUCUUUUUUUCCAGUGUGCAAAACUUCUCUAUCAAUACUCUCAUUUCCUGCACAUUGUGAAUUUGUUUUUGUUCCAAUGAGUUCACCUCCUCAGCUAAAGGGCUCCUUUUCUCGACACAAGCCAGCUUUAAUGUAUUUUCUAUGACGAAACGAUUAUUAUUUAUGGGCGUGUUUGGAAAUACUCUCUAACUCAGUGUGCAAAAUAAUUAAGCGGAGCACGAGGCUCCGUGCGACUGGUGAAACGGUUGGCAAACCAAUGGGAGCGGAGCGCACUCUGCCUUUCCUCUGAGCGUCAAUUUCCCUACUCUCCUAAAGUUUGAUUGCCAUGAUACUGUACAUUUUCGAGAGGAGCUGCGUUUGGCUUGAUGUAGCAGAGUUUGGCUUGCCAAAUCAAACUGACGUUUUGUACGAAUGAGCAAGACAACUUUAUACAUAAAAGUCAAAUAAAUAAAAAAAUUGGGCAGGCA